GAGAGGAGGGAGAGGAGAGAGAGAGGGGCAUGGUAGCUUAGAGUUGGCGGGCACACUGCACAGAACCUCCCAGUCUACAACCUGAGUGAGAAGUGCCUACACCCCGCCAUGCGUCUCUACACCCCGGCCAAGCCGUCGUCAUCCGGGGGGGACGAAACCGAACGAGACACAAGCACCGUGGCGCGUCGAGAGAAGCACUUCCCUUACGAUCCACGACCACAGCACCGCACGACCGAGAGCGACAAGCCACGGGACGACAAACUGCCCGGAGACACCACCACCACCACCACGACGACCACGCCCCAGCAUUCCACCAUACAGGACUCGAUUCCCUUCAAGAUGUCACUCAAGGAACUCAAUGGCGGGGAUCACAGCAACCACACCAGCAAGCAGAACGGCACAGCAGAACACGAGCUCAGUCCCACGCUGCUGCAAAAUGGAGCGGACACUCUCUGCUCUCUGGAUAGCGUCCCCUGGAAUCUAGACGGGAUCGAGACUAUAAAAGAAAACGGGUGCAAGACGCUUCUAGGCAAGUGGGCCCUGGAAGAAAACGGAGAAGAUGCGCAUGGGUUGCCUGAGGAAGAUGAACUGCACACGGUCAAAGAGGAAAAUAAAAAACUAAAGGUUGCGUUGAAGGAGGCCACAGAGGUGAACGGGCAGUGGCGCCAGUACCACGAGCAGAGACAGCAGUACGUGCAACGCCUCCUCACCACACUUCACGAGCUGCAGCACCCCCGAGCAGCCGCCCACUCUCCACGACAGCAACUGGAGGUGGACCAAGGGGGACCUGAGGGGGAGGCGCGGAGGCUGCAGGAGGCGCUGACGAGGCUGCAGGCGGACCACGACGAGCACGUGACGCUCCUCGAGAUGCAGGUUCGGGCGCACCGGGACGACUGGGAGGCGGAGCGCAGUGAGAAGCAGGCCACCCAAACAGCCCUGGGGGAGGCGCAGGCCAGAACGGCUCUCCUUCUUCAAGAACUCCAGCUGCUACAGGCUAAGCUGGCGGACAGUGAGAGCAAACGCGGCCUGUGUUGGCGAUGUGCCGGACCUCUGGGCGGCGAGUCCCACAGCGCCUCGCCCAGCACCCAUGCCUCCCCCGUGCCAGCCCCGAACGUUCCCUCGCCCUCCCCCGCCCCCAACGCCUCCCCGACCCCACUGCAGGAGGCUCCCCAGGCGCCACUCAAGGGUUGGAUUCCCGUCUCAAUGCUGCAUCAGAUCGCGUUCAGCGGCGGCGCGACACCUGACCACCAAACACCUGUAUCCCAGCGACCACUCACACCCUCCCGCGGCCAGUCACAACACCACCACCACCACCAUCACCACCACCACCACCAGCAGCGACCUAACAGCCUCAGCACAAAGCAAGCAGAGGGCGGACAAGACGGAGGUAAAGAGUCCAAAGCCCCCAGCCCUCGCAGAACUCCCUCCCGUGACAAAACUCCCGCGUCCGUGGAGGCUGAUGACAGGAAGAAGUACGAGGCGAUGGGGGCGCGGCCUAAGGUGUUGGGGAAUCUACAGAGUGUGAGUGGCAAGGAGGAGCUGAUAGAGGAUGAAAAGAGCGCUAAACACAGAGCUCGAUCUAUCCUGGCCAGCGCCCUCCCGGUCUCCCCAGUGUCCGGGAGUCCCACCACCCCCUUCGGCGUCACCAAGAGUCCUUCCACCCCCAGCAUGCCAAAGGGCUACGUGCCCAUCACCUCCACUGUCCUCACCCCAGUCAAUUUCCGUCCUCCGUUCGUGGGACACAAAAGACCUUCACAAAUCAAGCAGAGUAAUCUACAAAACAACGCUUCCACCAUCACCACCGCAACAACCACCUCCACCGUGACACAAUCCCGCUCCUCCACACCCUCCACCGCCACUACCAGCGCAGCUUUGACCACCGCCACUACCACCACCACCGUCACCAGUGCAAGCCGCAGCAUCACGACCCCGAGCAGACAGUCCACCAUUCCCAGCACUUCCGAGUCCCAAGGUACAGUCCAUACAGUCACCCCCAACCCGGAAGCCUCGAAGUCCUCCGCGCCCCACGAAGGUAAAGCCAAGAGUCACAGCAGAGGGAGCAGGACACAAGUCAAAGGAGGAACUCAGGAACGAAAGAAGUCCACCACCAGCGCCUCUCCAGCAGCUGCCGCCACCAGCACCCUCACCACUACCACCCUCACCACGCACUCCACCACCACCACCUCACAUGCACACAACUCGAGCCUCACCAACACCACUACGGUCUCUCCUUCUUCCCUCAUCACCACCACCACCACUACUACUCUCUCGUCUUCCAGUUCCACGCUUUCCUCUUCCUACAGUGUCUCCUCUGCCAACAGAAAAAGCGAGCCUGUGUCUUCAAGGAGUGCUAAUCAGUCCGCCGGAGACAUUGUCUCUAACGCGGUCCUGCAAGCAGCCACCGGCAAUCGCAGUGCUUCCUUCAUCGCCACCACCGCCGUCAACCCCUCCGUCGCCUCGUCAUGUGGCCACACGAAGUCCCACGACGGCACCAGUAACAGCAAGGGAAGGAGCGGGACUUCUCGAACAUCCCACAAGGCUGCCAAGUCGCCCUCUCCUCUACCCGAAACUUCUACCGCCACCACCACCACCACCACCACAGAAGGGCAACUCCACUCAGGGGAGGCCACCAGCACGCAUUCCUCCCCAACCAACAGCACAGCCUUCGCCGCCAUCACCGUCACCUCCACCGCCUCCAGUGUGCAUGUGCCCGCCUCACCCACCGCCUACUCCUCCACGCCCUCCUCCCGCUCCUCUUCGCCAGGCAUCUCCCUCACAACCUUCGGGCUCAACUCCGAGGGUCGCGGCAUACCAGGGGCGAUCUUCUUUGCACUCAGCCCAGAGCAGCGAGGAGCGCGCAGCCCCCAGCUCGGGGUUUCCUCCAGGCGAGCCUCCACCUCUUCCUCGGGCACACACAGCCACACCCCUGACCCAUCUACAGGGGGCCAUGGCCCAGACGGCCGUCCUCCAGCAGGAAUGAAAAGUCCCCCAGUGGCCCCGAAUAGACCCCCCACACCCUCCACUGUGAAGGAGGAACAUCCAUCGUCCGUGGAGAGCGGGAGUCGGGGCAGUUCAAACAGCCGGCAGCAACAGACGUCAGGAAAACUGGUCAAUUCCACCUGGGUGAAGCUGAUGGGCAGCAGGGUUGACGGUCGCCAGAGCUCUGGGCUGCCGUGGCGCACAGCUCGGGCCGUGUCCGGCCAGACGCUCAAACAAGCACGACGCACACCAACGGAGGACUCCACAGGUGACCCAAGCGAGCCCGCCUCCCCCGGCAGCAUGUCCUCUACCGCCACCUUCAGCUACACUCCUGCCGUCAACUCCCCCCCGUCUUCCGCCACCAGCUCGGCCGCCUCCUCGCCUCUGCCCGCCGUCAAUCAGAGGGAUGACCUCAAGUCCAUGGCCUCUAAGAAUAUUGCCUCCGCCAUCAUGAGCUACGAGCUGAGCACCAAGUGUGAGAGUACAGGAGGCGGCGCCUCUACGCCAGCCAACUGCCCCGACGGCGUGGACACACUUACGCGUCAAGAUCUCGUCUGUCCCUCUUGCCAAAUGCUCUUCCCUCCAGACAAACACAUUCUCUUCCUCGACCACUUCGAGGCCUGCCGCGGCCCCGCCUAUGCCGACCUGUAGCGCCGCCCGGCAGGCCGGCCACACACGGUCCGCUGCUAGCGGCUCACCGCCCACCGCGGUGUCCGUCUCUCAGUGUGAACGCCCACUGCUCUGCAUACAUUCCUUGUGUAUAUUUCCUACGGUAAUUGAGGCUCCAGGCCAGACUACACUGAAAACUGUGCUGCCCCGGACUCAACACUGUGGCCCCGCGCCCACACGCUCACCAGUUAUACGUCCACACGAGGUCAAGACACCUGAGCGGGACGUCAAAGCACGCACACACACACACACACACACACACACACACACACACAGACCGCAUUUGUCACUCAAGGUUUACUUUACUGAUUAAGGCAUUAGCUCAGUGUGUGUAUAUAUAAGGUAUUUUGUAUAUACCUCUAUAGAUAUAACUAUUUGGACGCAUGUAUAUUGUGAUCGAUGCUUGAAUACAUCAACGAAAUGAUAAUGUAUAUGUGUUGAAAGUAUCAAGUAUAUUUAUGUGCAAAUUUGUAUGUCUAAAAAUAACACUGGUAAGUGUUA
Molecule: messenger RNA, 4149 nt
Organism: Scylla paramamosain (green mud crab)
Lineage: Eukaryota; Metazoa; Arthropoda; Malacostraca; Decapoda; Portunidae
Product: mucin-2-like
Exons: 7
Coding region: 109-3630 (1173 amino acids)
Source: RefSeq, a predicted model, not a curated record